AUGCGCCCCUGUACCGCCUCCUCAUGCUGCUGCCAGGCCCGUAAUCUGCCAUGGGCCCCUGUACCGACUCCUCAUGCUGCUGCCAGGCCCGUAAUCUGUCAUGGGCCCCUGUACCGCCUCCUCAUGCUGCUGCCAGGUCCAGAGUGUGUCAUGGGUCCCUGUACGGCCUCCCAUUGCUGCUGUCUCUAUCGCCACACUCUGCCAUGUGCCACUUUCAGGUCUCCUCACACUGCUGGUGGUUUCCAUUUUUGUCAUAGGGUGCUGUAUGGCCUCCCAUUGCUGCUGCCUCCACCGCCACACUGUGGCUCCACACUCUGGUUUUGGCCCCGUGACUGCCCAAAUGAGUGAAGUGUGCGGUGAUUCUAAGAUCGACGGCACUCAUCUGCAUGUCAUACUGACUGACAGUAUUAUUUCUCUUCCCCAGCAGACUCCAAGGGCAUUUAAAUUAAAGGUACAGUGUUCUGCACUAAUAUUA
Staurois parvus is the source of this 475-nucleotide messenger RNA. The record is from the annotation of a GenBank genome assembly. Lineage: Eukaryota; Metazoa; Chordata; Amphibia; Anura; Ranidae.